This is a messenger RNA of Saprolegnia parasitica CBS 223.65, 537 nucleotides long. RefSeq lists its product as hypothetical. The transcript has 2 exons. The record is from RefSeq and is a predicted model, not a curated record. Lineage: Eukaryota; Oomycota; Saprolegniomycetes; Saprolegniales; Saprolegniaceae. The coding region runs from base 1 to 537 and encodes 178 amino acids.
AUGGCGACGCUGACCGUUUGGAUUGUCGCUGGCGGUGCCCUCGGCCUCACAACGCCGCUACUUCUAUCGAUGGGCGCCGCGGCAGCCGUGCCCACAGCCAUGUCUGCCUUUGGCACCAUCGUCGCGGGCGUCGGGACGAUCCACAGCGCGACAGGCGCUGCCGCGACGCUCCAAGCAACCAGCGCCGUUUUGUGGUCGAGCUCCGCGGUCGCUUGCGGCGGUGUCACGGGUCUUGGCGCGGAAAUGGAUCCAACGACCAAGAACCUCUUGAUUGCUGGCGCCGUCGGGACGGCUGUCGGCGUCACCGCACCGCUUCUCGCCUCUUCCGCUGCCGCUGCCGCCGUGCCCACGGCCAUGUCGUACUUCGGCACGGUCGUCGCGGGCGUCGGGACGAUCCACAGUGCGACAGGCGUUGCCGCGACGCUCCAAGUGGCGGGCGCGACCUUGUGGUCGGGCAGUGCGAUGCUCUGUGGUGGCGCGACUGGCCUUGCGUCCGGCGUUGUCGCUGCCGUGUGGAAGUCGACGCCCCGCCCAUAA